Messenger RNA from Trifolium pratense (red clover), 1118 nucleotides. RefSeq names its product protein DEHYDRATION-INDUCED 19 homolog 5. The record is from RefSeq and is a predicted model, not a curated record. The transcript is spliced from 5 exons. NCBI's taxonomy places the organism in Eukaryota, Viridiplantae, Streptophyta, Magnoliopsida, Fabales, Fabaceae. The coding region runs from base 244 to 888 and encodes 214 amino acids.
UGGUGCUUUCUUUCCUCAAACCCUUUUUUCUUUGCCUUUGCCACUAACACGUAGUAUCUACAUAUGUAAGUGCUUGUACUAUUGAAUCCCUUCCUUCUAUUAUAUCUAUCUCUAUCUCUAUCUCUAUCUAACAAUACAACAACCCUUAACCUCAAAAAAAAAAAAAAAACACAAUACAACAACCCUAGUACUCACAACAACAAUAACAAAAAAACACGACAAUUUUCGGUCAGACACAACACAAUGGAAGACGAGACUUUGAGUUGUACUUCUUCUAGAACCUACCAAUCCCACUUAGAGCUCUUAAUAGACUUUGAAGAUGUUCAUGAUGAUGAUGAUGAUGAGUUGAGGACUACUUAUCCAUGCCCAUUUUGUGAAGACGAUUUUGAACUUGCAGAGCUAUGUUGCCAUAUUUAUUUGGACCAUCCAAUAGAAGCCAAGUCUGGGAUUUGUCCGGUUUGUGCCAUGUGGGUUGGAUCAAAUAUAGUUGAUCACAUAACAGCACAACAUGAUAACUUAUUUAAGAGUCAUCACAAAUCAAAAUACCACAAACAUGAUUCCUACUCAACUCUUCCGUUUUCAAGAAAGCAACGGGAUGGACAUUGGCAAUCUUCUUCUGAUGAGUUGCCGCCUGUGAUGUCUACCUCCAAGGCUGCUUGUGAUCCAUUCCUGUCAUUUUUAUAUGGUGCAGCUGCUUCCAAUGAACAUGAAAAUGUGCAGCUUGAUUCAUCAAGUGGAGCAAGGAUCAAAGAAAUACACUCGGAUGAUACAGUGUUAGAAGGAGAUGUUCCACCAUCAAUAUCUGACAAAGACCAAGUGGAGAAGGCAAGGCGUAGUGAGUUUGUACAGGGGCUUUUGAUGUCUACUAUACUUGAUCUGGAAUUUUGACGGAGACAAAUAAGUAUAUCAGUUUUUACUUGUUAGUAUCAGAGCAUCUAUUCGACUUCGAUGGACGAAAAAAAAGGAGAGAAAAAUAAGUUGAUGUCCAUCUUGAAGAUGAUACAUAAUCAAAGGAACAAUAGUAUAAUUUAUAUGCUCUGUGAUGUGAGAGCUAAGAUAUAUGUAAAUGUAAUGUACAUGAAUGACUUUGAAAUUAAAUUAGUUCAGAAAAUAUGGCA